Columba livia (rock pigeon) is the source of this 1390-nucleotide messenger RNA. RefSeq names its product OXA1L mitochondrial inner membrane protein (gene OXA1L). The annotation marks the transcript as partial. Gene Ontology annotation, biological process: protein insertion into mitochondrial inner membrane from matrix. The record is from RefSeq and is a predicted model, not a curated record. Gene Ontology annotation, molecular function: membrane insertase activity. The transcript is spliced from 7 exons. Gene Ontology annotation, cellular component: mitochondrial inner membrane. Lineage: Eukaryota; Metazoa; Chordata; Aves; Columbiformes; Columbidae.
GUUUGAGCGUCAGUGCGCACGCCCACACGCCGGUCAGCGGACCAAUGGGAGAGCCGCUUUAGGGGGCUAAGCCACGCCCUUUCGGCUUCUUCCUUCCCCUCAGGCCGCCAUGAUGGCGGCGGUGUUGCGGCUGCGGCCGCUUCGCGCUCAGGCGCUUCGGGGACCCCCUGGCCCUGGAGGAGCCGAACGGGGGCUCCAAGCGCUUCUAAUUAGGGGAUUGGCAAGCGGCGGCGAGCAGCCCAUUGCCUCCGUGGGGCUGAGCCCCCCAAGUGUGGGUCCGACCCCCCCCCAUGUCCCCCUCCACACCCCCCACCUAUGGGGCCGGAUUCGUCACCUAUGGGGCCGGACCCGUCACCUAUGGGGCCGGACCCCUCCGCUAUGGGUCCGGAGCUCCUGGCGGCGGCGCAGCCCCCCUGCCCCCCAAGUGUGGGGCCGGGUGCUGCUGGAGGACGUGGGGCUGGGCGCCCACACGCCCGUGGGGCUGAUCCAGAACUUUCUGCAGUUCCUGCACAUGGACGUGGGGCUGCCCUGGUGGGGCGCCAUCGCCACAGGCACGCUGUGCGCGCGCCUCCUGCUGCUGCCGCUGGUGCUGCGCGGGCAGCGCGAGGCGGCGCGCCUGGCCCGGCACCUGCCCCGCCUGCAGCAGCUGGGCCAGCGCCUGCAGCACGCGCGGGCCCACGGGGACCAGCUGCACGUGGCCCGGGCGUACUCGGAGCUGGUGGCCUAUCAGAAGAAGCACGACGUCAACCCGCUGAGGGGCUUCCUGGUGCCGCUGGUGCAGACGCCGCUGUUCGUGUCGUUCUUCCUGGCGCUGCGGGCCAUGGCGGCCGCGCCGCUGCCCGGGCUGCGCUCGGGGGGCUGGGGGUGGGUCCCCGACCUGACGGCGCCCGACCCGCUCUACGUGCUGCCCGUGGUGGUCACGGCGAGCACCUGGAUGGUGCUGGAGGCGGGGGCGGAGGUGGGCGUGGCCAGCCCGGGGGCGGGGCCAACGCGGCAGCUGCUGAGGCUCCUCCCACUGGUCUUCCUGCCCUUCAUCCUGCACUUCCCCACGGUAAGGGACCCCGGAGUGCCCCAGGGGACCCAGGAAUACCCCAAGGGACCCAGGAGUUCCCCAAGGGACCCAGGAGUGCCCCAGGGGACCCAGGAGUUCGGGAGGGACCCUGGAGUGCCCCAGGGGACCCAGGAGUUCAGGAGGGACCCUGGAGUGCCCCAGGGGACCCAGGAAUACCCCAGGGGACCCAGGAGUUCCCCAAGGGACCCAGGGAGUGCCCCAGGGGACCCAGGAAUACCCCAAGGGACCCAGGAGUUCGGGAGGGACCCCGGAGUGCCCCAAGGGACCCCGGAGUGCCCCAGGGGACCCAGGAAUACCCCAAGGGACCCAGGAGUUCUG